CUGUUCGGAUUGCACUGGCGUCAUUGGCCAUUUUCAGAUUAUUAAGAUUUUGUCUCACGAAAGGCGAGUAUUUUUCCGUCGCGAGGAGCGAGUUGUGCGCUUCCUUCGUUGAUCGCUGUUCUAAUUAGAUUCCGACUUAACGCUCGCGCAUCGUACGCCGAAAAAGUGUUGAUCCGUUUUUUCUUUAUUUUUCCUGUUAUUUCAGGAUAUACGAUUAAGUGCACCGUAAUCCCUCAGCGCGUACUCGAGACCAUAGUCAUGGAUGAGGCAGCCCUUGAAAAAACCCUCGUCGAGCGCUAGCCAAUGCGAUUAUUGCUAGCUGGUCGUAGUGGAUAAAAAAAUUGAAAAAGCUAUAAAUCGAGUUGAAAGAACAAACACGAAAAAAAAUGCAAAACUGGAACCAAUGGCAAUUACCCGCGACUUCUACCGUCACGGCUCCAAUGCCUCAGCCGCCGAUCGGCUAUGCUGCUCCUGGAGCAGAUCCCAUGGCUGUCAUGCAGUCGUUCAUGCAGUACUAUAAUCAGCCGGCACCAAACGGAUACACAGCGGAACAAUGGGCAGCGGCUCAGCAGCAAAAUUGGGCUCAAUGGCAGACCUGGCAACAACAAUAUCAACAAUGGCAAGCUCAAUAUGGAGAAAAGUAUCAAGAGACGAUGAAGCAGAUGCAAGGUUUUCCAAACUUGUCAGGGCAAUUACCGGCAACUACGACGUUACCGUCGACGGCACAGCCGCCCCCGCUUCCCAAAGAGGACACUUCCGCUAAGCCCCCUUUACCACCCGAGAGCAGCUCAUUCGGUUACCCCGGUGUACCGCCGCCACCGCAUCAGAAUAAUCUUCCCCUCUUCCCUUCGAAUAAAUCCACCAAUCCGCCUUUACCACCUGGCCAACCACCUUUGCCACCUGAUAGUUCGCGAAAAAAUUCAUCUACCGAUAACACAUCGAGUGGCAAACGUACCGCGAAUUCUACCGUAGAGUCAGUUAGUGCGAAAAAAAUAAAAGUCGAUGACGAGGAACUGACCGAAGCUGAGAAAACAUUCGACGCCCAGUUUAAACAAUGGGAAGAACAGUUCAACAAAUGGAAGCUACAAAAUGCUAAUCAUCCUGAUAAGGCUCAGUACAAGCAGUACGAAGCGAAAUGGACAUCAUGGAGGGCAAAAUUGAUUGAACGCCGGGAACAAAUGCGUCGAAAGCGCGAACAACAAAAAAUAGCUGCGGCUAAAGCAGAAGCGGAAAAGGAGAAGGAGAACAAAAAGUCGACGGUCGUCGGUGAUGAUAAGAUUUUGAACCUUUUGACGAACACGGAAAAUCAAGGACUCAUCAAUAAUUUGCUAGGGAUUGGAAAGACCCUCGGACUGACAGGUAAAAACGAAGGUUCCCAAGAACAAGCGCAGGCUCCGGUGACACAACCAGCCGCUCCCGCUGCACAACCUUUACCGAUUCCGCCGAGCAUGAAUCCAGCUGCAUGGGCGGCCCAACAGUGGGCCGCGCAGUACACCGCUGGAACAAACAUGAUGAAUUACGUUCCGAAUUUCCAACAACCACAAAGUGUUCCGCAACUUGCAACAAAUCCUUUGCCAACGACGAUGCCAAUGCCGAAUUUCAGUCAACCUCCCAACUUUGUUCAACCUCCGACCAACUUUAAUCAGCCACCUCCCGGAGCAAUGGGAGCGACUCAAAAUUUUUCCGGCCCCAGCAUGCCGCCUAAUAUGUCCGGCGGUGGACCAAACUUCUCUCAGCCUCCACCCGGUUUCGGAUCGUCCAAUCAACAACAGCUAGGAGAUUCCAAUUCGGGACAUAGAGCCGGAAACUUUCAGGAUCAAACAAUACGACCGUUCGGGUCGGAAGGUGAACAGAGAUCAUUCCCGGAGCCCGUGCCCGGAGCUCAGUACAAGGAUUCCAUGAGUGCGUCGAACGAUACAAAUCGAUUCAACUUUGACACAAAUCGAUUCAGCGGACCACCUCCUAGUAAUUUAGGUGGGAUGAUUUCUACCGGGCGCGACGGACCCGACAACAGACAAGACAAUUGUGCACGAGACUUCGGUCCCGCUGGACGUUCCGGCAAUGAGUUUCGACCUUCCGGUGAUUCGUUCGGAUCGUCGUUCGACAAUGACCAGCAGAGCGGCAAUCGAUUUAUUCGCAACAACGAGAAGCAGCCCGAUGCUUUUGGAAACAAUCGCGGCAGUUCGGAUCGCGAUAGUUUCAAUCCUGAUCGCUUUGGAGGAAACAGUGAUCGAUUUAAUAUGCGAAACGAUCGUUUCAAUUCAAGCAACGAUCAUUUCGGUCCUAACAAGGAUAGCUUUAGUUCAAAUAUGGAUCGAUUCCCUUCCGCUAAUGAUCAAUUUAAUUCUGACAAUGAUCAAUUUCGCUCCCGUAAUGAUCAGUUCGGUGGCAUGUCCGGUGAUCGUUUCGGUAUGUGCGGCGAUCGCUCUGGCAAUAAUAACUUCGGCGGCUCGUUGAAUGAUAAAUUCAAUCGUCCAGCUCCGGAUCGGUUUGAUUCUCGGGACAAUAGUCGCGAUUCUGGUAAUUCCAACUUUCGUAAUUAUGGUAAAUCCAAUCAGUUCACUCCUGCCAAUGACAUGCCACCGGAACUCCAGAAACUCAUGGACAAACGUCGAGCCGCGAUGGACGUAUUCAAGCCUUCGAAUUUCAGUAGUUUCCUCGAUUCUACUAAAAGCUUUAGUUCGAGCACAUCUCUCAGCGAAAGUUUUAGGAAGUUGACCGGCGAUUCACCAUUCUUGUCAAGGAGCUCGUUGGGCUUCGGUAAAGAUAUGAAUUCCGGACCGAGAGGUUCAACAUUUGGUACCAGUGCUUCCAACGUAAGCAACUUCGAGUCUUCCCGUGACAAUCGUCCGGCUAAUAAUUCCAAUUUCAAUUUUCGAGGGUCCGGAGGCGAAUUUGCCCCUCGUGGAUCAGGCAAUUUUAGACCUCGAGGUAAUGAGUUUGCACCUCGUGAUUCGGGAGAGUUCAAUUAUCGUGAUUUCCGAGAUUUUGGCCCACCGGCUAAUGAGUUUCUUGCUCAAGAAGACGCGGGGCCUGAUCACGGUGCCAAAAACUCUGGCAAUUCCCAGCUCCGGCCGGGCAAUGAUUUCGAACAGAGAGGAACAGAAAGAGAAUUCGAAGAUAACUCUCAGAACAAGCAGCAACGCGACAAUUAUGGAUUAUCCGAUAAACAAGACGCGGGCACGGAGCAGUUUGAAGGAGCACCGAAACCUCCUACGCGAGAAGAUCCUCCUAUGAAACCGAUGGACACCCGCAAUGAAAAAAGCGAUUCACAGGAAAAUAAGCUUCAAUCUGAUUCCAUUAGAUCAAACGAAGAUCCUAAUCUCAAGAGUAUUCCACCGCUUCAAGUGCCAUCGUGGAUAGAGGCGGAGUUCGCUAACGAUGAUUUCAACGAGACACUGGGAGAGAAACAGGUUGAAAAAGGCGAAGAAGAAACAGCAGCGAUUGAAACUUCACCGAAGGAUGCGUCUAAGGAUGACCGUCAGCCUACGCCGAAUUCCGAACUGCCUUCGAGAGCCGAUAACGAAGAGUCCAAAGAUCAGGCAAUAGUAACUGAUAAGAAGCCUGAUGAUUUACCAUUCAUGGGUGAAAAUGAUCCAAAACCUGAAGAUUUGAACAUGGAGCCACCUCCGGAAUUGCCAAACUUGGGACCAGCAAUGAAAGAUCCUGAAGAAAACUGGAAGUCAAACGAAGGGGAGAAUAUGAACGAGCCCUCUGAGCGAGGGCCACACAGUGACAACGCCCGAAAAAUCGAUUUCGACGCUCCAUUUGGACCUUCUCCUAUGCAUAACCAAUCGCGAGACGCAACCUCGUUUGGAUCCAGAGAUAUGGGCGGCCGUGCUGGUCCGGCUGACAAUAUGAGACCUCCACUCGAAUCAUUUGGUUCGCAUCGCUUUGGCGAUGGUACUCGUGAUCCGCAUCCCGAUUCCUUUGAACCAAGAGGACCAUUCGGGCCACGAGGUCCUGGUGGUAACUUCGGGCCCCGGGGUCCUGGUGGUGACUUUGGAUCCCGGGGUCCUGGGGGAGAUUUCGGGCCCCGAGGUCCUGGUGGUAAUUUCGGGCCUCGAGGUCCUAGCGGUGAUUUCGGGCCCCGAGGACCACCCGGUAGUGAUUUCGGGUUCCGCGCUCCUGGUGGCGAUUUUGGGCCUCGAGGUCCUGGUGGCGAUUUCGGGCCUCGAGGUCCUGGUGGCGACUUUGGGCCCCGAGGUCCCGUUGGCGAUUUCGGGCCUCGAGGUCCUGGUGGAGACUUUGGGCCUCGAGGUCCUGGUGGUGACUUUGGGCCCCGAGGUCCAGGUGGCGACUUUGGGCCCCGCGGUCCCGAUGGUGUUUUCGGACUCCGAGGUCCUGGUGGUGACUUCGGGCCGCGUGGACCGAGCGAUUUUGGACCGCGAAAUCUUAACGAUCGAUCAUUCGGACCUCGGGGUGCCUCGAGUUCCUUCGGUCCUUGUGGCCCAUUGAACAGACCAUUUGGACCUUUCGACACAAAUAAUUCACCAUUCCCCGACAACCCUCCUUUCGGAUCGAAUACGUUUGGCCCUCGUGGCCACUCGGACAAUCCUGCAGCGGGUAUUCCAUCGCUCAUGUCUUUCAAAUUUGACAAACCAAUGAACCCCAUGGGUGACAUGCCCGCUCAUAAGGGCAACGAGCCCAAUACGCAUCGGUGGGGUGACCUGCCCCCUGCAUUUAGAAAACCCGAUGAGGAACAGCGCGGCGAAGAACGCAGCAUGAUGGAUCGAGGUCCUGCGCCUGGAGCGAAUACUGCACGCGGACCAGACUGGAGAGAUGCCUUCGGUAGGAAUCAAUUCGGUGACUCGGAUCAGCGUCCCGGACCUCCAAACUUAUCGAAAGCACCGGAAACGCGGCCGGGCGACCAAAUAACAAUGGAUAAAGAUCGAAACCAGUCGGGACCGGGAAAUCACGGAAGAAGUCUACCUCCGUUCGGUGCUGAUGGCAUGAUACAAAAUAUAGAUAAGCCGGACCGCAUUGGCGGCGGCCUCCCUUUCGAAGAGCCGUCCCGAGGUCCCGUUAACAACGAAAACAUUCGUCCUGGUGGAUCCAACUUUACCUCGAGACGUUCAAACGAGAUCAACAGAAUCGAAGGUCCUAAAGAUUUUUGCGUCGAAAAACAAUACAAUUAUAACCAUGGCACGGGCAAACCCGAUGAUAUGACUGCCGAGCAUUUACCAGGUAACAUGAUCGAUUAUGGUCAUGCACCUCGUGUUAUAGUACAUGAUUACGUAACACCCUCACAAUCCUAUGAUUACGAUCACGGUAGAUUGAAACCCGUCGUAUCUGAUCAUGAGAUUUAUUGCAAAAGAGAUUUCCGUAAUUGGAUCGAGAAUGAACAAAAUUUGAGGGAAUAUACUGAUCGCAUGAGGGUCUAUGAAGCCGAUAUGAGGGCGUUAAAACGCGGCAUCGAACAGCGAAAUACGCGCGUAGAUGCGCGUCCACAUUAUUGGGGAGAACGCGACCGAAUGCAAAAUGAUCGACGAUCCUCCGAUCACGAUCGUCGACCACCGAUCAAUAGAAAUGACAGAGCCAGGAGAGAUAGAGAAAUUGACAAUUACAGAGAUAGGGAACAUAAGGGAGCUCAGAGAGACAGCAGAGAACGAGGACGUAACGAGCGCGAUCGCGAAUGGGAACGCACUUUGAACAAACAACGCGAAGAUCGAACUCAGCACCGAAGAAGCAGGAGCAAAGACAGGACCCGCGAGAGGCCCGAGAAAAUAAGAAAGGAGACGAUCAAAGAAAAUAAGAAAGACGAUGAAAGAUCUAAAGGAAAUGUUGCCGAUUCGGAGAGCUCGGCGAAGAAACCAGAUGAGUCUACAUUCCCAGACAACAGCAACAAACACAAAGCUGACGAUGACGAGCCCGCGGUGCUUAAACAAAUUCCAGAAGUCUCGCAAGCCGUCGAGGCUGCUCCACCACAAACGGUCGAUCCUCCAGUCACUAUGGAGUUGCCGAAAACUCCUAAUUUCACCAUGAUCGAUGAUUUAUUGUGUCUACCGGGAAGGCAAAACAGGCCGCCUAAGAUUGUUGUGAUUUUACGAGGUCCACCAGGGAGUGGCAAGUCAUUCGUUGCCAAGUUAAUCAAGGAUAAAGAAGUAGAACAGGGCGGUUCUGCUCCAAGGAUACUGAGUCUCGACGAUUACUUCCUCACAGAAAAGGAAAUCGAGAGCGAAGAUGGCAACGGGAAAAAAACGACGACAAAGGAUAUGGUAUACGAAUACGAAGAAGCAAUGGAGCCCAGUUACAUAACAUCACUAGUCAAAGCGUUUAAAAAAAAUAUCACCGAUGGUUUCUUCAACUUUAUCAUUCUCGAUUCCAUCAACGAGAAAAUUUCGGACUACGAGGAAAUGUGGAGUUUCGCAAAAACUAAAGGCUUCCGGGUUUACGUUUGUGAAAUGGAAAUGGAUGUGCAAGUCUGUCUCAAGAGAAAUAUUCAUAACCGUACCGAGGAGGAGAUCAACAGAAUCGUCGAUUACUUUGAACCCACACCGAGUUAUCAUCAAAAAUUGGACGUUACUUCGAUGCUACAGGAAGAGGCGAUUGAAGAGGUACAUAUGGAAGACAGCCAAGAAGUGCAACCAGAGUCGACUUCAGGAAACGACGACAGCCAGGACAGUCAAGAAGAUCCGCAGGCUUCAGCGGGCGUUAGCAAGUGGGAGAUAAUGGAAGCCGAAGAUAAACUAGAUCGUUUGGAUGGUUUAGCCAAGAGGAAAAAUGAUGGCAAACCACAGACAAUGGAAGAUUUUCUUCAAGUAGCGGAGGAUUAUAAUACGGAUGACACUUCGGGAAAACGUAGAGUUCGAUGGGCCGAUUUAGAAGAGCGAAAAGAGCAGGAAAAAAUGCGGGCGGUCGGAUUCGUGGUUGGUCAAACGAACUGGGACCGAAUGAUGGAUCCAACUAAUGGCGGUAGCGCCCUCACGCGAACCAAGUUUUUUCCUCCCUCCUAGUGAAAGUUUCACGUGAUAAAAUAAGAAAGAAACGGCGAAGAUUAUUCGCCCAACGAUUUUCCCUUCUUCCCCGCUCGAAAAAUAAUCAAACUCAUCAGCCGAGAGAAGCUGAUCCGUAAAACUCAACUAGAGAAGAAAUAUGUUAUUUGCCGAAUAAAAAAAGAGUGAACCUUUCUUUACAUUUACAAAUUAACUGUAAUUAUAUUGUAUAUGAGAAUUUUUCAAAAUAUGAACACACAGUUUUGAAUAAUAGUUCGUUGUGACGAAUGAUCAAACGUAA
Messenger RNA from Venturia canescens, 7236 nucleotides. RefSeq names its product ZAP3 (gene ZAP3). Bases 387 to 6956 code for a protein of 2189 amino acids. Gene Ontology annotation, biological process: regulation of telomere maintenance. Gene Ontology annotation, cellular component: nucleus. Lineage: Eukaryota; Metazoa; Arthropoda; Insecta; Hymenoptera; Ichneumonidae. The transcript is spliced from 16 exons. The record is from RefSeq and is a predicted model, not a curated record.